Messenger RNA from Gopherus flavomarginatus (Mexican gopher tortoise), 3622 nucleotides. Its product is annotated as olfactory receptor 1020-like. Gene Ontology annotation, biological process: G protein-coupled receptor signaling pathway. NCBI's taxonomy places the organism in Eukaryota, Metazoa, Chordata, Testudines, Testudinidae. Gene Ontology annotation, molecular function: G protein-coupled receptor activity; olfactory receptor activity. Gene Ontology annotation, cellular component: membrane. The transcript has a single exon. Bases 1306 to 2253 code for a protein of 315 amino acids. The record is from RefSeq and is a predicted model, not a curated record.
GGAAAAACCCCGGGGCCCCGCCAAUCCUGGUAGGAAUGGGGACCCCCAAUCAACUUCCAGGGAUCCUUAGCCCAAGAGCAGAUCAGGAUUCUUCGGACCAAAGGAGCGCAGUCCGGGGCUACUGCCGGCGAUACCUCCUGAGGACCUCAAUACCGGAAAAAACGGAAAAACAGAAACCGGACAAAAACAGAAAAAUGGAAACCCCCUUAAAAAAGUGUCAGGCCUGUCUGAAAUUAAAGUUUGAUUCCAGCUUGUGACUUACCCCAUGCUGGAGCCUAUGGGCCAGUCUUCACCAAACCCCCAAUAAAGAUUUCAAAAGGUCUCUUACCUCUCAGGUGGGCCCAGGGUUUGGGAGGAGACUGUCCACGGUCCUCCGGUUCAGGGGAGUCAUCUGUGGAAUCCUGGACGAGCCCCCAAAUUGUUGUGGAAAAUCGACCACACCGUUGAUUUUGGAUCAGACAGCCUAAGGCUCUUUUAUUGAUUACAAGUGUGCACACAGGGAAAGACAGCGGUUCCCCACGCAGAGGGUCGGCUGCUCUGUCCUUUACAAAUUUUGCCAAGCUUAUAAAGGUUAAAACCACAAAACGUAGCAUGCUGGUUAUACAUGUUAUUUGCCUUAUUUGGAAUAUAAUACUGAUGAUAAGCAAGCUGAUCAACUAAUUCUCCAUCUAUGGUUUUUCCUGUUAUUGUCUUUGCCAGUCAAGUCUGCGGUUUGACCGUUCUAGCACCUUUUCUGUAGUCCUGACAGCAGGCUCAGCUGUUGUAACUUAACAGAUCUUCUGGUUCCCCUUUAUCCAAUUCUAGUUCCUCUUUUUGGGGCCCUGACCACAUCUUUCUGCCUCAGCAUGCCCUUUGUACAGAAAAACAAGUUUAGCAAAAGUUAAAACUCUUGCUCUCAACUAAAGGCUUUUGGGCCUACUCUUACUCUAUUCUCAGCAAAAAGCCUGGGACCUUGAGUAAGGUAGGGUCAAGGAGGGGUUUCCCUAUCACUAAUGUACUUAAACAGGUUACUGGUCAGAUUUUUAAAGGUAUUUAGGUGUCUAGGGGGACUUUCAAAAGCAUCUGGGCACCUAACAUCCAUUCAAUCAAUUAACUUUGGUUCUUGAGGUUCUUUUGUAAAAUCCCACUAGAAGAAUAAGUGAAUCUUUAGGCCCUUAAAAGCUUUUGAUAAUCUGGCCCUAAGUAAAAAUUGAAUACAGUAAAAAGGGGUGGAAUAACAAGGGAAUAGUUGUAGAUUUAGGGGAAAGGAGAUCUUUCCGGUUUGAUUAAUAUUUCUUCCUUACUUACUUUCCUUCCAGAGAAUACAUGGCACAAAUGCAAUGGAAGAAUGAAACAUCCAUCACCAAGUUCAUCCUUCUGGGAUUUGUGAACCUGAAUGAAGUUCAGAUUCUGCUUUUUGUGGUGUUUCUAGUGAUCUAUAUUCUGACCGUGGCUGGGAACCUCCUAAUGGUUGUGCUAGUUGUGUAUGACCAGCACCUUCACACCCCCAUGUACUUCUUCCUGGGGAACUUGUCUUUCCUGGAGACCUGCUACACCUCAGUCAUUUCCCCCAGGUUGCUGGCUGGGUUCCUGGUAGAGGAUAGGACAAUCUCCUUCGGGGACUGUAUCACGCAGUUAUUUUUCUUUGGUGCUUUGGCUUCCAUAGAGUGCUUCCUCCUUGCAGUCAUGGCUUAUGACCGUUACGUAGCCAUAUGCAACCCACUCAGCUAUAAGGUUAUGAUGAACUUCAGGGUCUGCCUUCUUUUGGUAUCUGCCUCCUGGAUAACUGGUUUCUCAGCCUCAGCUUUAGUAGUGGGGAUGGUGCCCCAGCUAAACUUCUGUGGCCCCAAUGAAAUUAAUAAUUUCUUCUGUGACAUGGCAGAACUGCUCAAAUUAUCCUGUGCAAAAAGCCCUCUGGUGGAAAUGAUCAUUCUGGUCUGCUGCUCCCUGGUAACCCUGGUCCCUUUCCUCUUCAUAAUUGUGUCUUACAUUCUUAUCCUCUCAGCCAUCCUGCAAAUUGCCUCCUCUACUGGGAGGCAGAAGGCCUUUUCCACCUGCACCUCUCACCUGCUGGUGGUGAGUCUGUAUUACGGCACCAUCAUAAUCAUAUACAUGGCACCAUCAGCGGACCUGUCCCCAGGCUUCCAUAAAACUCUGUCGCUUAUGUACACGGUCGCCACCCCAAUGUUCAACCCCAUCAUCUACAGUCUGAGGAACAAAGAGGUGAAGGGGACCUUCAGGAAAGUCAUGAUGCAGAAUUUAGGCAUGAUUUAAACUGUGAUUUUCAGAUUGGCCUCAGGAAGUUUAGCACCCAACUCCCAUUGACAGAUCAAUGCCUAAUUUCUUUAGACCUCCUUGAAUAACCUAGCCCAGAUCUCAACAGAAAUAUGACGAUUGCCUACAAUCUUAACUGGAUUUAUUAAGGAUCUCUUUGACUGGAUCCUUCUUAUUCUCCAGUGUCACUCAGGAUUUUACAACACUUGGCCUAAAAAAAUUCCUUUGAAGUUAGAGGCAGGAAGUUUGAGAAGGGACUUUUAUUGUGGCCCUUAUUGUCCAGCUGGGUUUGAAAUGUCUUUGCAUGGUUGCAAAAUGAAAUGUGGACACUAAAUUUUGGUGCCUUAGAUGUUUCUAAGAUCUUUGAUUUCCCUUGUGGUCUUUCCUCCAUGCACACAACAACAGCUCUUUCCCCCCCCCCCCCGCUUUAUUUGCACAGAGACUCUCCCAAAUAAGCAGAAUAUGUAGAAAAAGCGUGCAUGACCAAGUGCUCAAGGUUGGAGGGAGGGUAAAGCAGCUGUGAAGACAUGUUUGAACUGAGUCCCUGUUGUCAGUCUGAAACAACAUGGCACUGCAUAGCUGAGGCUCUAAUAGGAAGUCUGCCUGAGAUUUUGAAAGGAACCUAUGGGAAUUAGGCACCCCCAUCCAACUGUAAUUUGGGUGCUUAGUUCCUUUCACUUCCUUUGGGAAUCCCAGCCUUCCUGGUUGCCAGAUGCCAAGGCUGUUGUGGCUUUGGGAGUACUGGCCAUCACCUGAGCUAAAGAAAACCUCUUCCACCAAGUGUGAAAAAGAGCAAACUUCAGAACAUCUGUAACCAGGCCAAGGAGGACAGUGGUUUGUGCAGAGGGAUGCCCAUGCACAUUUGUGUAUGUAUGCACAUCAAUUAAUGUAAACAUUCUGGCAUAGUCUAUAUAACCAUUGCAUUUAUGCAUCACAGUAUAUUUUUCACAUCAGGUUCCCAGAAAUAAGCAUUUCCAUUGCUAAGUUUUCUGAGGAAAGCUGUCCCACACUGACCUGAAUUAUACAGGUGUUUGGGGAAGAAUCCACUUUUUUCUUAUUGCAGAGCCUCAUGGGAAAUAGUUAUUCUCUGUCCAAUUCAAGGAUUUGCACUACUACAAGCUUGUCCCAAAACUUUUAAACUCAACCCAUCACCAUUAUGGACAAUUUUGUUUCUCCAAAGCUUUGUUCUUAGCAAUGCCCAUGUAACUUGAAUUGUUUUUCCCAAAUGUAAUUGCAUUUAGUGAAACAGCCUGAUGGGUCUCUGGGGGAAAAUGACUGACAUCAUGAUGAAGCAUAGCUUACCUUUCUGAGCAAUGAAGGUCCAUUAUAAUGCCCAGGCCUUUGCCAAUAGUCAUCCUUUAUUUCAUGG